Manis pentadactyla (Chinese pangolin) is the source of this 1750-nucleotide messenger RNA. It is a transcript of the gene TANGO2, whose product is annotated as transport and golgi organization 2 homolog. Gene Ontology annotation, biological process: Golgi organization; protein secretion. Lineage: Eukaryota; Metazoa; Chordata; Mammalia; Pholidota; Manidae. The record is from RefSeq and is a predicted model, not a curated record. Bases 195 to 1025 code for a protein of 276 amino acids. Gene Ontology annotation, cellular component: Golgi apparatus. The transcript is spliced from 9 exons.
CAGAUCAGCCAAUGGUGCUCCGUGUAGCGGCGCGGUGCCCCGCCCUCGGCCGCGCAGCCCAGUGACGAGCGCGCAGAUAGCGGGAGGGGCGUGGCUUGGGCGGUGGAGGCGGUGCGCGGGCGCGGCACCCGGAAGUCGGCAGCGGCGGAGGCGACUGUGUGACCCUGUACGAGCAAAGCCACCCUGGGGGACCCAUGUGCAUCAUCUUCUUCAAGUUUGAUCCUCGCCCCGUUUCCAAAAAUGCAUACAGGCUCAUCCUGGCGGCCAACAGGGACGAGUUCUACCACAGACCGUCAAAGCGGGCCGACUUCUGGGGCAGCAGCAACGAGGUGCUCAGCGGGCUUGACAUGGAGGAAGGCAAGGAGGGGGGCACGUGGCUGGGCAUCAGUACCCGGGGGAAGCUGGCGGCGCUCACCAACUACCUGCAGCCACAGCUGGACCAGGGAGCCAGGGGCCGAGGUGAGCUUGUGGCCCACUUUCUGACUGCUGACAUGGACAGCUUGUCCUACCUCAAGAAGGUCUCCACAGAAGGACACCUGUACAACGGCUUCAACCUCAUAGCAGCCGACCUGAGCAUGGAGAAGGGAGAUGUUGUUUGCUACUAUGGAAACCGGGGGGAGCCCGAGCCUGUUGUCCUGGCACCAGGGACCUACGGGCUGAGCAAUGCCCUGCUGGAGACGCCGUGGAGGAAGCUGUGCUUCGGGAAGCGGCUCUUCCUGGAGGCUGCAGAGAGGAGCCAGGCUGUCCCCAAGGAGGCCCUCAUAGCCCAGCUCCUGGACGUGCUCAACAAUGACGAAGCGCAGCUGCCAGACCCAGCCAUCGAGGACCAGGGCAGGGAAUAUGUGCAGCCCAUCCUGAGCAAGUAUGCGGCCGUGUGCGUGCGCUGCCCUGACUACGGCACCAGGACCAACACGGUCAUUCUUGUGGAUGCGGCCGGGCAGGUGACCUUCACGGAGCGCAGCAUGCUGGACAGGGACCCUUCCCACUGGGAGACCAGCACCCACGAGUUCAGGCUGCAGAGCUAACCCCCAGCCCUGGGCACGACUCAGCCAGCACCCACCCAGGACUAGGGCCUUUAAUGUGUGUUAUCUAUCCAUGUCCCCGUGUCCAGCUCGGGGUCCACUCUUAUGCAGUGGGAGGGACAGUCUGGGGCAGGCCCAGGCAUGCUGUGUGUGUGCGAUGCACCUGGCCUUACCCCCUGCCCAUGCACACAGGCCCACGUGUACCGCACAGGACACAUAUGCAUGCCCAUACAACACACACGCUCCCAGGCAUAUAUACACAGUGUGUUGGACAGGCAGAGGUGUGCCAUCACCUGCAUGUGCUUCUGGCCAGUGGGUCUGUGCUUCAAUCAAAACAAUAGCAGUAGACUUUGGUUUAAAAGGGGGCCUCUCCAGGGCAUAGUCCAAUUCCUGAGAGCCAGACCUGCUCUUGGAGAGGAGACAGGCCACAUUUAGAAUGAGGGACAGGGGAGACCUGGGAAAAACCCACUUUCAUAACAGAAACGCAGCAUAGCUAGUGGAUGCAGGGCCCCCGUGUGCAUGGGGCAGUCCCGGGGCAAGGGAGUCCUGUGUGCACCUGUAUGCUGGGAUGUCCCAGCAGGUUCUCAAGCCCCUGUCUUGAGGCAGGCCCAUGUCAGCGAGGGGGCAUGGCCAACCCUGCCAUUUCCCUUCUCAGUGGGGAGUCAGACUUCACAGGACUCUGUACUUGAACAUGAGAUGUUGAUAAUAAAACUCUGAGGCUGUGGUGA